AUGUGCAAUACUCCAGGAUUCAGAUUCCCUCCCAACGUACAGUUUCAGCAACACCCCAGCAGCAGAACAUCUACCAGCAACAUGAGCGGAAACUCGAACGUCGGAAACUCUCAGGUCUACGAGGCCGGUGACCAGCGCAAUGUGAAGCAGUCCGAGAUCGAGACCCCCGAUCGCUACAACGAGGGCCAAGCCCACGCCCACAAGAAUACCGACUCCAAGGACGAGAGGUCAAUCAAGAACCGUCUGGCCGCCGCAGAGGCCGCCGACGACUCGCAACAGGACAGCAGAGAGACUCAGUUGCACAAGAAGGACCCAACACUUCCCGCUAAGGAGCAUGGCAACGAGCCAUCCCGGGGUGCCAAGAUCGACGCUCAGAUCCAAGCAGAAGAGGAGGAGAUCCUGAAGAAGAAGGGCGCGAGCUUGCCAGGACAAAAGAAUUAA
This is a messenger RNA of Sordaria macrospora k-hell, 441 nucleotides long. RefSeq lists its product as uncharacterized. Lineage: Eukaryota; Fungi; Ascomycota; Sordariomycetes; Sordariales; Sordariaceae. The record is from RefSeq and is a predicted model, not a curated record.